This is a messenger RNA of Protopterus annectens (West African lungfish), 2874 nucleotides long. RefSeq names its product gonadotropin-releasing hormone II receptor-like. Gene Ontology annotation, molecular function: peptide binding; gonadotropin-releasing hormone receptor activity. The transcript has 5 exons. NCBI's taxonomy places the organism in Eukaryota, Metazoa, Chordata, Ceratodontiformes, Protopteridae. The record is from RefSeq and is a predicted model, not a curated record. Bases 300 to 1439 code for a protein of 379 amino acids. Gene Ontology annotation, biological process: G protein-coupled receptor signaling pathway. Gene Ontology annotation, cellular component: membrane.
UAUAAAUUUUGUACCAUUUCAGUUGUAAUUGUUGGACAAUACGUUUAUGUUCUAAGUGAUAUAGGAGUACCUAGAAGGACAGUGCCAUUAUUUAAGGUUAACUUAUUUCUGCAAAUGUGUACAACUUUAUCAAGUGCAGACAUGGUAUCAAAUAAAGCUUAUCAUCUGGGAGUGUGGCAUAAAAUGUGAAGCGAGCAAUUAAAAGGCCGUACAGGCCAUUGAUGAGCCAUACCAGACCCAUCCAUGGUACAUAUCAGCAGUGGCAAAGGAAUCAGACAUUUUGAAAAAUAUCUCAGAUCAUGACAGAAGCCUUAAACAACCAUACUCAGAACAGUAGGCCUUUGAACACUACAUCAUCCAAUAUAUCGUUUUCAGAUCCCUGGGCAGAGCCGACAUUCACUACAGCAGCUCAGAUAAGAGUAAUUGUGACAUUUUGUUUUUUUCUGCUGUCAGCCUGUUGUAAUGCUGCAGUUCUAUGCAGUAUCAUGAGGAAACGAAGAAAAUCUCACAUUCGAGUUCUCAUACUGAGUCUGACGAUUGCCGAUCUCUUGGUGACAGUUAUUGUUAUGCCACUUGAUGCAGUAUGGAAUAUUACCAUUCAGUGGUAUGCUGGUGACGUAUCCUGCAAAAUUCUGAACUUCCUAAAACUGUUUGCCAUGUAUGCUUCAGCGUUUGUGUUGGUGGUUAUAAGUCUGGAUCGACAUGCUGCCAUUCUUUAUCCGUUCAGCUUUACUUCAGCCAGUCAAAGGAAUAAUCUCAUGCUUUGUGUGGCUUGGACUCUCAGCAUUCUGCUUGCAGCUCCACAGCUCUUUAUUUUUAGACUGCAUACCAUCCAAGAUGCAAGUUUUACCCAGUGUGUGACCUUUGGAAGUUUUCCACAUCACUGGCAGGAGAUUGUCUACAAUAUGUUCACAUUUACCACCUUGUAUGUCACCCCGCUAAGUGUCAUGAUAAUUUGCUAUGCAAGAAUAUUACUAGAAAUCAACAGGCAAGUCAAGGAUGAUAAAGCAGCUCUUGCAAGAAGCAAAAAUGACCACAUUUCCAAAGCAAGAAUGAAAACAUUAAAAAUGACAAUUGUGAUUGUUGCUUCUUUCAUAAUCUGUUGGACACCAUAUUAUCUUCUUGGAUUAUGGUACUGGUUCCAGCCAGAAAUGAUCCAAAAAAUGCCAGAGUAUAUCAACCACAGUCUGUUUUUGUUUGGAUUGCUGCAUACAUGCUCUGAUCCUAUAAUCUAUGGACUAUAUACACCAUCAUUUCGAGAAGACAUGAUGACAUGUUUCCAAGGAAUGAAAAUGGAGGUUGUAGGGUCAAGUGAGAGACGGAAGGAAAGGUCUGCCUCCAUGAUGAAUAUCAGAGAUUACAGUCUUAAGAAGAAUACAUGUUGCCAGGUAAAUGUCACUGUAGCAACAAGUGGAACAAUUGCACAUACCAUCUUCUGAAUCAGGGGCAUUUAGAAGCACACCAUUCAACGAAGACACAGUUUAAAAUGUUUCAUUUUCCUUCAUUUUAAAUGGAAUAUUUAGUUCCUUUACACAUAUAAGACACAAUGCGUACUGAGAAACUAAUCAUUCAAUGGAGGAAGUAACGCUUACUGUCAACUACUGAUAUUUUUCAUAUAAACAUAACAUAGUAUUUUCUUUUUAAGUCCAAACUAUAUUUUUUAACAGAUUAACUUUUAACUUUGUGUCAGGGAAACAACUUCUAUUUUCCUAUUUUUUACAGGAUGAGCUAAAUAAAUAUUUUAGCUUCAGUCUGCAAUGUGCCUAUUGUUUAUGUCUGUGCAAGUUAGGUUUUGCGAUGACAAAUUAUAUUGAUUAUGUUUUUUCUAAUGUCUUUUCCCUUUAAAAUAAAAAUGAUACCAGCAAUAACUCAUAGAAAUUUACAACAGAAAACAUGACUUUAGACAUCUUGAUUGGUGAUUUAUACUAUCAACUAUGAGAUGAGAGACAUGCUGUGCAGACAAAAAAAUGCAAACAAAAAAUAUACGGGAAAUUAAUAAAUUUGCAUAGCAGAUGACAUUACUAAAAUGUUCUUGUGUUUGUCAGAAUCUAAUCAACAAGAGAAGAACAAAGAUUUUAAACAAAACAAGGGUGGAUGUAAUGAUGUUGCUGAUAUGCAAUGCAAGAAAAGCAACAAAAUGAAUAGUGAUAGCUUUCAAACCAAGUAAGUAAUUGUUCCUCGCAAGGUAACGACAGCCUUUCCGGGAAAGCUCCAAGCGCUAGAGGACCAAUCAUAUCUGAAAAGGUUGCAUGUAUGUUAAAAAGUGAUGAUUUUUAUUACUGUCCUGUGAUGACAUCAUACUAAACAGAAAACCUUGAAUCAAAGAAUUUUUGCAUUUGAAUGCAAAUCUGUGGUCAAAAUAGAAGAUGCAAUAAUGCUGUGUCAAAUAACUUAUUUCACUUACGUUUAAAAAGGGAGGUUGCAAACUGUCACUAACUACACAUAAAUGUUAUGUUAUUGCUAAUGCACAUAUCAAAAUGUUUUUUAUUAUUAUUAUAACAAGGAAGUCCAGGAUGAAUGUUUACAAAGUGGCGAUCUUUAAUGUUUUUCUGUGUCUAAGGAAUUAGUAUAACAAACUCUGAGAACUCCCAAAGUAAACACAUAUAAAUAAUGCAAUAAUGAUGAUGCAGAUAUGGUUUAAUAAUAUCUUGUUUAUUAUGUUUUAAAAUACUUGAGUAAAAUCAAUCAAAAAUGAAUCUUGUGCUUUUUGAAUUUGACUUGGCAAAAAAUGACUUCAUGGUACACCAUCCUUCUGCUAAGAACAUGAAGACUUUCUUCACUGAUGAAGUUAAACUUCUUCAUUGUAUACUAUUACUCUCUUAACAAAAUAAGACUUUCUCUGCUGAUGAAAUUAAACAUCUAAACAUGAGAUGA